Lactuca virosa is the source of this 1461-nucleotide messenger RNA. Lineage: Eukaryota; Viridiplantae; Streptophyta; Magnoliopsida; Asterales; Asteraceae. The record is from the annotation of a GenBank genome assembly.
AUGAGGGUUUCAGCCCACCAAAACAAUUGCAAUCUGUCUUCAUCUUUAAUCUAUUCCUUUGUUAUCUCAAAAACUGACUUUGAGAUUGAUUUCUCGAGAUGGGGUUUUGUUUUUAUGUUGUGUUUGGUCGUAUUCGAUGCGAUUGAAGACAAUCACAUGACAUCAAAUCAAUUCGAAUUGGGGUUUACACCUUUUCCUUCUUUCAAGUUCUUGAAUUCGGAUUCAGCUUUAGGGUUCUUGAAUUUCACAAAGAUGCAAAGAGUUCGCGUUUCAUCACAGCAAGUCCCAGUACAGAAAUUAGGCGAUUCCCAGAUGACAUUAUCUCCUAAAUUCAAAUUAGCAUCAAUUCAAUCUCGUUUACUCGAUCCUUUGUUGGAAUCAGAACUGAAUCUUCAAGGUGAUCCCUUAAUCCCUGGUCUUCCUGAUGAUAUUGCUUUAACUUGUCUACUCCGGCUACCAGUCACCACCCAUCCAGCCACCAGAGCAGUUUCCAGACGGUGGUAUCAAUUAUUCUGCAACAAAGAACGAUUCUUUACUAAAAGAAACGAAAUGGGUUUUCAAGAUCCAUGGUUAUUUGUCUUCUCAUUUCAUAAAUGUACAGGAAAGAUUCAAUGGCAUGUUCUUGAUCUUACCCAUUUUUCAUGGCACACAAUUCCACCAAUGCCUUGUGUUGAUAAAGUUUGUCCACAUGGCCUUCGAUGCGUUUCAUUUCCCUCAAACGGGUCUCUUUUCGUAUGUGGAGGCAUCAUUUUUGACGCCGAUUGCCCCCUAAAUGUAGUGAUGAAAUUCGACAUUAAGAAGAAUCAUUGGACUAUAAUGAAAAAAAUGAUCACCGCAAGGUCUUUUUUUGCAUCCGGGGUGAUAAACGAGAAGAUCUACGUGGCGGGGGGGAAUAGUACGGAUCUUUUCGAGCUCAAUUCGGGCGAAGUUAUGGACCCGAAAAACGGGAUUUGGCAUCCGAUUGCAAAUAUGCGUACAAAUAUGGCGGUUUAUGAUGCUGCGGUUCUUAAUGGGAAGCUUUUGGUGACCGAAGGGUGGUUUUGGCCUUUUUAUGUGGUCCCACGUGGACAAAUUUACGACCCGAAAACCGAUAAUUGGGAAAAUAUGGCGGAUGGGCUUCGAGAAGGGUGGACAGGGUCGAGUGUUGUGAUAUACGGGCAUUUGUUUGUGGUGACAGAGCACGAGAGGACUAAAUUAAAAGUUUAUGAUAUGAAUUCGGACACUUGGAAACCGGUUGAUGGGCCUCCAUUACCGGAUAAAAUAUGUAAGCCGUUUUCGGUAAAUUGUUAUGGUAGUUUUAUUUAUGUUGUGGGGAGGAAUCUUCAUGUUGCAGUGGGUCGGAUUUUGAAUGUGAGUGGAAAAGAGAAAAGUCCGGGGUUUUUGGUGGAAUGGGAAGUUGUUGAGGCACCCGAUGGGUUGGGGAAUUUGACGCCUUCGAGUGCGCAGAUUCUGUUUGGGUAA